UGCAACGCGGCAAAAAUGAAGGAGCGAAGAUCAAAAGGAACGAGUUCAACAGAACAAAGACAGAAGACGAGGUCGAAGUCGAUAUUUGAAUCUGGGCCAAAUAUUACCAAACCAAAAGAACGUUCUUCAGAAGACGUCAAAAAGGAAUGCAUGACCCAUGGGUACCGAAUUAUCAGAACCUUGGGAGAAGGUGCAUACGCAAAGGUCAAACUUGCAGAGGUGAUGGCAAGAAGAUUGGCACGAAAUGAAGCUAUGUCCAUUCAGUCAGAAUAUUCCGACGGAGAACUGCAGGUUGCAAUCAAAGUAAUAUCUAAAACUGCUGUUCCUAAAGAAUUCCUGGUUAAAUUUUUACCACGUGAGGUUGAGAAUCAUACACAGAUGCCAGAACAUCCUCAUGUUGUUAGAGUAUUUGAUCAUUAUCACACCAAUGAUCAUGUUUACUUAAUAAUGGAAUACUGCUGUAAUGGGGAUCUCUUGGAUCUUAUCAAUAAACAUAUAGGUACCAAUCAGAAAGGAAUCGGAGAGGAACUGUCUCGGAAACUAUUCAGGCAACUGUGUGAAGCGCUACAGCAUAUUCAUAUGAAUGGAGUUGUUCACAGGGAUUUGAAGUGUGAGAAUGUUUUAUUAGACGAAAACAUGAACGCUAAGCUUACAGAUUUUGGAUUUUCUGCAGCAGUUGAUGACCCCAGGGCACUGCUAAGAACAUCAUGUGGAUCUUAUGCUUACACGGCACCCGAAGUUAUUAAGAACAAACCAUAUGAGGGCUUUAAAUCAGAUGUUUGGAGUUUAGGUAUUAUUUUGUUCGCCAUGAUAAACGGUCGUCUGCCUUUUAACGAUGCUCAGAUGUUAGAGAUGGAUGAAGAUAUGAAAAUGCAGAGACUUCGGUUUGAACGCUCAUCGUCAUUUGAUUGCAUGGUUCUGAUACGGAAGUUGUUGCAGUAUCACCCAACAGAACGUCCACUACUGGAAGACGUACUAAAUGAUCCAUGGAUAACAGGAAAGAAACCUAUUCCACGACAGUUACAGAGACCUAAAUGGAUUAAUCCAUACCAAGCGAAGAAACCGGAUGCAGUGGAGGUGCCAACAAUAAUUCAAACGCCAAAGAAAGUUAUAGAAUUUUCACCGAGAAUGCGGAACAAUACCAUCUGUUACCGACCCGACGCCUCUCCAAAAACUUACACAGAAUCAUUAAGAGGAACAGUAACCCUCAAUCACAAUGUCGGAGAAACUGUUACCCUUAAAAGUCGUUCUGGCGGCAGAGCCUUUAAAAAAAGGAUGGAUGUUACGACAGUACAAUCCAGACCAAACACGUGGCCUCGAAGUAAGGAUGGAUCGCCGUUACCAACGAAACCAGGAAAUAAGCCCAGAUCUUCUGCUGCACAACAGAAACACCAGACCCAUGGUCCAGAUAUCAGGACUAUCGCUAAAAUAAUUACAGAGAGAUACCGGCAAGGAGAAAUGGGGUCAAAGGACAUUUCAAAGCAAGUGCCACUUUGGCUUGUUAAUCAGAUUCUAAACUCAGAGGGAGAACAGAGCGAACAGGAGAAAGCUAGGCUAUUGAAUGGAAUUGACGCAUUAACACAACAAGACGAACAUGAACAUAGACAACGCAGUGUGUCACCCGGAUGUCCAGCAUGCGCAAUGUCGUCUCUCUCAAACACUUUAGAAACUGAGAAACUAACAGACAAUGUUACGGUUUCACAAAAAAAGAAACAGAAUCAUAAUGGUAAACCAAGCUGUCGGUCUAAUUUAACUAAAACAUCGGCAUCAAGUAAAUCCACAGCAAAAUCGUCUGCUUCAAAGACAAAAACGGAACCAUGUGCAUCACCAAAACCUGUUACCACAUGCUCUAAAUCACAAACGGCUCAGAAAAAACAGAUGGUCAAUUAUUCGAGUCCGUUGCCAAUGAAAAAGUCAUCAAAAAGUGCGGAUGGGAGGAUAGUCGUUAAACAAAGUGUCGCAACAUUUAACCAGGAGAAAAAAAUACCAAAGAAUUCACCUGCACCAAAUAUAAAAAUCAGUCCACCUUCAACAAAAGUAAGCAGAGGAUUCAAGUUCAAGAUAAUGACACCUGCAUGUCGUGCUAAAAUGUGCAGGGAGAGAAAAAUGCAUGCUUACACCAACAUGCAUGCAUUUCAAGAUGUUGUGUGGCCUUUACCAUUAGUGCAUGGACAAGGUGUUUCCAGUAGUGCAAAUCGCACAUCAAAUGCCUCCCCCUCAGGUCAACUCAUCACCACACCACGCGACAUAUGGAGAUCCGACACAAGCCGGGUAUCGGAAUAUACAGAGGAGAGCCGAAUAGCUUUAAAUGAUGUCACAGAUAUGGCGCCUAAACAUAAACUUGUAGUGCAUGUGUGUUCAUAGGAUUGCUCUAAAUCAGAUAUAUUAUCUGGUGAAAUUCAAGUUCAAGAGGACUUGACAAUGAUUGAUUGUGAUAUAGUUAUCAUACAGAUAUGCCACACAUUUGAAUAAUUGAAUAGUAAAAGUUUUAAAACAUA
Mytilus trossulus (common blue mussel) is the source of this 2498-nucleotide messenger RNA. Its product is annotated as serine/threonine-protein kinase MARK2-like. Gene Ontology annotation, molecular function: protein serine/threonine kinase activity; ATP binding. The record is from RefSeq and is a predicted model, not a curated record. The coding region runs from base 16 to 2364 and encodes 782 amino acids. Gene Ontology annotation, cellular component: cytoplasm. The transcript has 12 exons. Gene Ontology annotation, biological process: protein phosphorylation; intracellular signal transduction. Lineage: Eukaryota; Metazoa; Mollusca; Bivalvia; Mytilida; Mytilidae.